AGCCAGCGCCAACCUCCAUCCAUCCAGCCCAGCUCCAGCUCCAACCCCUCACCCGGCUCGCCCAUCCGCCUCCUCUCUGCUGCGUAGAUUUGACUGUUCCUCAACAUCUCCAGCUUCACCUCCAUAAUCCCACUCUUACUUCAACCAAUCCUCGCCUCCACAGCUCCAGCUUACCUGAUGCGUUCCAGAUAACGGCUCAGAACCCACUCGUAGCACGCAAUGGCGGCAGCUACUAUCUUCACAAGAGGAGCUCCUCGCCCUCUCCUCUUCUCUCGCCAUGCCUCCAGACUCUCUCGCACAGCAGCAACAGGAAACAUGUCUGGUGUACGAGCUCUCUCCUCUUACCUUGUCACUCCGACCGAGCUGCACGCUGCUCUCAAGAAGAACUCUCCUUCCAAGAUCUCUACAGCUCCACGAACUGUCGCCCUCUGCGCAAGCUGGUUCCUUCCCAAUGAUGGACGCAAGGGUCUCGAUACUUUCCGCGAGAAGCGUAUCCCUUCUGCACGGUUCUUUGACCUCGACAAAGUCAUUGAUAAGCGCUCUCCCUACCCGCAUAUGCUGCCUUCCGCUACAGACUUCGCCAAGGCGAUGAGUGCAUUGGGAAUCAAGCAGGAUGAUACGGUUGUGGUCUAUGAUAGUGCUGAGCAGGGUAUUUUCUCUGCGCCGAGAGUGGGAUGGACAUUGAAGGCUUUUGGACAUGAUUCCGUACAUGUGCUGAAUAACUUCAAGCUGUGGGUAGAACAGGGUCUACCGACUGAAAGUGGAGAAUUCUGGGAUGUGGAUACCUGCGUCUAUCCUAUUCCCGAGUUCGAUGCUAGCAAAGUCGUGGAUUUUGAGGAGGUAAAGGAGCUGGCGAAGGACUAUAAUAAAGAGGGUGCAGAGGGAGUGCAGAUUCUGGAUGCGAGGUCAGUGGGUAGAUGGAGUGGAAAGGAUCCUGAGCCAAGGCCAGGAUUGGAGUCUGGACAUAUGCCAGGCAGUAUCUCCGUCCCGGUAUCAGAACUGUUGGAUCCGGUGAAUAAGACUAUCCUUCCAGGAGAUCAAUUGAGGAAGAUUUUCGAGUCGAAGGGCAUUGAUCCUGCAAGACCGAUCAUCAACAGUUGUGGAACUGGUGUCACGGCUGCUGUGAUCGAUGCGGCCUUGGGUGAAGCUGGAUAUGGAUCGGCGGACAAGCGGAGAUUGUAUGAUGGGAGUUGGACGUAAGUUGCUGCAUACCCAGCAAAUCUGUCCCUGCUAACAUGUCACAGAGAAUGGGCACAACGGGUCAAACCUUCAGACAACCUGAUAAUCAAGGAACAGUAAAUGGAUGGCAGGAACACGGAUGGGGGACUUUAUUUUCUUUUGUCGAUGCAUUUCAGCGUUUUGCAUGUGAUGGAUACCCACAGCUCUCUUCUCUACCAAAACAAUCCUGCUCCUCUGUAUAUGGCGAUGAUGUCUUGUAAAAUGGAUACCAAAAUAAUGAAUGGUCGUUUCAGGUCACUUCUUUACCGUCCUCUUAAGAUUCACUGUUUGUGUUUCCAACUCGCUUUCGCGAGCGUCAGAAAGUCAUUGAUUACUCUCUCGAGGGUGCAAAUGCUUUGAAAUCCACUUCCCAAGUGCGAGCUCUCUAUUCUGCCACUUAUAUAUAAAUACGCUCCACUGAUGAACGAUAACCAGCAGGUCUCGCACAUACGUCACAGCGAACACUCAUAUCCCUUCCUUGUUCCUACCGCUGUAGAGUACAUGCAUUCCCUCGCUCAGAAUGC
This is a messenger RNA of Cadophora gregata, 1742 nucleotides long. RefSeq lists its product as uncharacterized. Gene Ontology annotation, molecular function: thiosulfate-cyanide sulfurtransferase activity. Gene Ontology annotation, cellular component: mitochondrion. NCBI's taxonomy places the organism in Eukaryota, Fungi, Ascomycota, Leotiomycetes, Helotiales, Ploettnerulaceae. Gene Ontology annotation, biological process: transsulfuration. Bases 220 to 1200 code for a protein of 326 amino acids. The record is from RefSeq and is a predicted model, not a curated record. The transcript has a single exon.